This is a messenger RNA of Lodderomyces beijingensis, 207 nucleotides long. The record is from the annotation of a GenBank genome assembly. NCBI's taxonomy places the organism in Eukaryota, Fungi, Ascomycota, Pichiomycetes, Serinales, Debaryomycetaceae.
AUGUCGUUGAGAAAUCCACUUGCAAACAGCGCAGCCUCCCAGAAGAAUGCCUUGAUUGGGGGCGCGGUGGGAUUUGGCAUCUUUGCCAUCUUGAUGGCGAGAAUAUAUCCCCAACAUAACAGAUUCAGGGCGCUUUUCGAGAAUAGCGAUGACUAUUUCAGACAGGAGCAUCCUAGGAAACUAAAGAGAAGCGAAAAGGAUUAUUAA